Molecule: messenger RNA, 1185 nt
Organism: Pristis pectinata (smalltooth sawfish)
Lineage: Eukaryota; Metazoa; Chordata; Chondrichthyes; Rhinopristiformes; Pristidae
Gene: cetn2
Product: centrin, EF-hand protein, 2
Exons: 6
Coding region: 351-878 (175 amino acids)
Biological process (GO): mitotic cell cycle; centriole replication; nucleotide-excision repair
Cellular component (GO): centriole; centrosome
Molecular function (GO): calcium ion binding
Source: RefSeq, a predicted model, not a curated record
AUUCACAAAAAUGUUGUUGCAGGUUGCAGUGUUUGACGUUUGUGAAUGAACGUCAAAUAAAAUCGAUUCGUGCAUGGAGUAUUAAAUGUUUAUAAUGAAUUGCCCAAUGUUACCGAAACAUUGUGAAACAACUGAAAAUAAGCUUUAUUGGUGUAUUCAAGGAAUAUAAUUCUGGUUAAUAGGCUGCGCAGGGCCUUUGAACCGAGUACCUUGGCGACUGAACUCAGCCUCAAGACGAGUCAAGAACAGAAAAUGCUGAAAGUGAAGAUAGAAACAUGAUCGACGUUUCAUGUUGAGGACUUUUCAGCCGAACCCUUCAACUGCUAUAAACACGACAACAUGGGUGCGAAAUGGCUGCAAAGACUCCUGUCUAUAAAAAAACACCUUUGAGUGCAACAGCACAGAGGAAGAAGCCUGGACCAAAACCAGAAAUUACUGAAGAUCAAAAGCAGGAAAUAAGAGAAGCAUUUGAUCUGUUUGACACGGAUGGCACUGGAUCUAUUGACGUAAAAGAAUUAAAGGUUGCAAUGAGAGCUUUGGGAUUUGAACCCAAGAAAGAAGAAAUAAAGAAGAUGAUUGCAGAAAUUGAUAAGGAAGGCACUGGGAAGAUUGACUUUAAUGAAUUUUUGUCUGUGAUCACACAAAAGAUGGCUGAGAAAGAUACAAAGGAGGAAAUUCUGAAAGCGUUUAGGUUGUUUGAUGAUGAUGAAACUGGGCGAAUUUCAUUCAAAAACCUGAAACGUGUGGCAAAGGAACUUGGAGAAAACCUUACAGAUGAAGAGUUACAGGAAAUGAUUGAUGAAGCAGAUCGAGAUGGAGAUGGGGAAGUGAAUGAGCAAGAGUUCCUUCGAAUAAUGAAAAAGACGAGUUUGUACUAAUGUACGAAUUUAUGCAUGUCACAUGUGUUUUACUUGUAUGCAUGUCACAUGUUUAUUCAUGUCUGUUUUAAAGCAUGCUUAUUGAACAGGACAGUGGAUAGAGGCAACUAACCUGAUGUAUGUGUGUGUGGAAAAUAAUAGCAAAAUGACUUUCCAAUGCAAACAAUGGAAGGAAAUGAGUUACUUAAGUAAAUUUCAUAGAUGAAAAAAAUUAUUGAAGAUUUGAUUUUAUGGGAUAUAAAAGUAAUUUUAAAAGGAAUUUUGCUUACAUCUUAGGCUAUAAUAAACAAGCACCUUUGUACCAUUA